CACGUUAAAGCCGAUCUGCAUCCAAGCCUGGCCAAUCCGUCUUGAUGUGGCUGUUGCAUUUUCGGUUCGAAACGACCACAUACAAGUUAACAAAAUUAUUCGGCUUGUAGCUUCUAAACAUGUUGACGCUUACGCCGCUAUUGAGCAGCGUUACACUCGCCUUCACUUUGGGCUUUGCAUUUAGUGCCGCUGAUGAAAGUUGCUCGAUUGACGGUGGCUACAACUACGAAAGUUUGUUCAAUUCUGUCUGGAGGGCAGAAAUAAAGGGGCAUUGCUUAAGAUCGACAAACACCGAUUGUUCCUGGUACCUUCAGUUCUGCAAUAAGGUGCCUAUCAACCCCUGUGGUGUCGGGCAUGCAUGUGAGGUCAAUACCAGUGGUCUGGACCCACUCUCCAUAGGAACGUUCCAGAAACUACUUCCACAGGACCAUUCGAGCUUCAUUGUCAGGUUUGAAGAGUCCAAGGGGAGCAACGAAACCAAGUGCAUGGAUAAGAAAAUUGUGCUCAAUCUGAUCUUCAGUUGUGAUGAAAAGAAAAACAUUGUCAUCGGGCCAGGAGCAGAGCUAACAAAGCUUGAUUACACUCCGCUCAUCGUUUCUACCGAUUGCGAGCGCAACAUCACAAUCCCGUUUUCUGGUGCCUGCACCCCGGAGGCGCCCACUGGUGGUUUGAGUGCUGGAUCUGUUCUACUAAUCUUGUUCUUCAUUGCACUGCUGGUGUACCUGAUUGGUGGUAUCCUGAUCAACCACAACAAUGGGGCACGUGGCUGGGAGAUGGUGCCCCACCACCAGUUUUGGAGCGAGCUGCCCGGACUCUGCGUGGAUGGCUGUGUGUUCUUCGUCAAGUACAUUACCUGCCAGGGCGGCCCAGUGAGCUACGGAAUGCCGGGAGGUGGGGGAAACAGGAGCUAUGACAACAUCUGAAGAUCUGCUAAAUUAAGAAACUUUCAAAUGAAAUGUUCGUUCACAGGUUGAGGGGAUGUUUGGCAGAACCAAGUUUUGUGAGCAGUGGAAUGAUUGCCUAGCUUGCAAGGCUUUCAGCCCGUGUAUCUCUCCAAGUUCGCCAUGGAAAUUUUUUGUGCUCUUUUUUUUUUUUUUCAUGCACGAUGCACCCAUCCCACAGAAUCCACACAUAUUCACGUGCAAGUUUGACAUGUGUGCUGAUAAACUCUGUUUGCAGACUGGAACUACACCGUGUUUGAGUUAGUUCUGCAUUGACUGGAGCACUGGAGAGUAUGUUAGUAUAUUUAAUCUCUAAAUAUAGCGAAUUUCAUGUAUGUGGCCCUUUGAGAUUAGGUGCCUUGCCACAUAUUUUUUAGCACAAAUAUUCGCGGUAGUACGUACCGUUCUGUUUAAAAUAGUGUUUUUUGCAUAAACUCAUUUUUGUUCGGCGUCUUUCAGGUGUGCAAUAUUGUUAUGUUGUUGUCAUGUUUGUAUGCGCGUGUGCUGUUUUUACACAACUCGUGUGGUGUACGGCAAGUGUAACACUUGGCUGCACAUAAUUCAUGGGAGAUGACUUCUCGUCCAUCAAGUGCCUCUGAUGCUGCCCAGCUGGUUCCUAGAUCUUGUCAAGCUGUACACCAUCUUCAGCAGUGUUUUUGAUAGUGAUGUUGCUGAAAUUAAAUAAAUAUUGCGUUACUUAAACCAGGA
This is a messenger RNA of Dermacentor albipictus, 1649 nucleotides long. Its product is annotated as cation-dependent mannose-6-phosphate receptor-like. NCBI's taxonomy places the organism in Eukaryota, Metazoa, Arthropoda, Arachnida, Ixodida, Ixodidae. Gene Ontology annotation, cellular component: trans-Golgi network. The record is from RefSeq and is a predicted model, not a curated record.